Molecule: messenger RNA, 994 nt
Organism: Bicyclus anynana (squinting bush brown)
Lineage: Eukaryota; Metazoa; Arthropoda; Insecta; Lepidoptera; Nymphalidae
Gene: Ip259
Product: ribosome biogenesis protein NSA2 homolog
Exons: 2
Coding region: 161-940 (259 amino acids)
Biological process (GO): maturation of 5.8S rRNA; maturation of LSU-rRNA
Cellular component (GO): preribosome, large subunit precursor; nucleolus
Source: RefSeq, a predicted model, not a curated record
CUUAUAUCCAUUUUAAUUUAAAUGAAAUUUUGUCUAUGCUUUUGAUUUAAUUUAGAUUUCAUUUUCAUUUUCUAUUCUGUCACUGUCAAAGACAAGACAAAAUAAACUUCCUUUUCCGUGUGGCAUGGUGACGGCUUGAGUUGCCGUUAAAGCAACCAAAAUGCCGCAGAACGAAUACAUUGAACGUCAUCAAAAGCUUUACGGUAGGAGGCUCGACUAUGAGGAGCGCAAGAGAAAGCGGGAAGCGCGCGAACCUCACAAGAGGGCCGAGAAGGCUCGCAAGUUGAGAGGCAUCAAAGCUAAGAUCUACAACAAAGAGCGGCGGAAUGAAAAGAUUCAGAUGAAAAAGAAAAUUAAGGCUCACGAGGAGAAAAAUGUGCGACAAAAUACUGAGAAAGUUGCAGAGGGAGCCGUCCCUGUGUACCUACUCGACAGAGAUGUGCAGUCGCGAGCCAAAGUAUUGUCAAACAUGAUCAAACAGAAGCGUAAAGAGAAAGCCGGUAAAUGGGAUGUCCCAAUACCAAAAGUCCGAGCACAGGCCGACGCUGAAGUCUUCAAAGUAUUAAAGUCUGGAAAAUCAAAAAGGAAAGCUUGGAAACGGAUGGUCACUAAAGUCACAUUUGUAGGAGAGAAUUUCACUCGCAAACCUCCAAAAUUUGAACGCUUCAUCAGACCUAUGGCUCUGAGGUUCAACAAAGCGCAUGUAACACAUCCAGAGUUGAAAGCCACAUUCUGCCUGCCCAUUAUAGGAGUCAAGAAGAACCCCAGUUCACAAAUGUACACCAGUUUGGGAGUCAUAACUAAGGGUACAGUCAUUGAAGUGAACAUCUCCGAGCUUGGUCUAGUGACGCAAGCUGGUAAAGUGGUUUGGGGCAAGUAUGCUCAGGUGACAAACAACCCAGAGAACGAUGGUGUGAUCAAUGCUAUACUAUUGGUAUAAUUCUUGUGUUGAUAUUGAUGUAUGAUUUUUGCCACAAUAAAAGAAUUUAAUAUU